UUUUCGGUUGUUGUUAGURUGUCGGCAGUAUUUCAUGGGUACUGUGUACGAUACGAAACUAGUUGAAAUACAACUGUAAUACCCUUCAUUCAUCACUAGACUGACUGGAGCUAGAUAAGGGUAACGUCAGGUCAAAGGAUUAGUGCGGGGAUGAGUCAUGAAUGCCACAAGUUCUGACCAGCACGAACCGCAAGCCCUGAAAACGAGAUAUGAAUGGUAUAAACGAUUGGUUAUAGCUAAAUGCACAAUUACAACAAGGACUGAGCCAAACCACUGUUCUAGCUGUGUGGGACACGGUACACGAGGCAUGACCGGAUGACCUUGGUGAAAACAGACUGUCAAAAAGAUUACACUUGAAUGGCUUUACCACACUGAAUAGGCCGCCUCAUUUGGUGUCUAGUAGACCUCGAGACGAGAGCAUAUUCUGAGAUUGUUGCAGAAUUGAAGAAAAGAACCACAACAAAAAAUCAGAAAAUGAAGUCCUGCAAUCAAGGUAAAACUCCAGAUGGACCCUGCUACAGUGUAGCUACUACAAUGGGAAAAGAAAUGUCAGUAAAGGCCGGCAAAACUAACAAUGGUCUUCCCCGACUUCCAACGCUGCCUGUCAUAGAACACCCAAGCUCAAAACAUGUAAAAGGCGACUUAGAAGUUCAYGGUUCUUCAAGCUCACAGAAUGAAAAUACAGCCAAAAAUAAGGGUCCUUUACCGCCUCUACGAAACGAAGAUAGUCGUUAUUCUCGAGAGAAAGGAAGACGACAUUCUAGAGGUGCAACAUGGCCUGCUGAUUUAGGUAAUGGACGUGGUAUUCGGCCAUUGACACACAAGAAAACAGUUGAUGAGUUAGAGGAGCUUAUCUACGAUAAACUAGCCUCUGGUUUUUAUGGUGUCAGACAAGCAUUCAAGUCCAAUGAUYGCCAAGGAAAAGGAAAUAUUUCAAGCACUAAUGAAAACGGCACAAACGUUGAAAAGAACGGCAUUGUGCAAAAAGAAUGGGUUGACCCUAUAGUACGGCCUACCAGCAUGCAAGUAAAUAGUCUUCCAGCAAACAAACUAAGAAUCACCCAAAGAGAAGCGCAGUCAAAGAAGGAAGGUGAAAUGACAGCAAAACAAGGAAAAAAGAUUGCUCCUAAAUAUUACACUGCGCUACAAGUCUUUCCCAUGAUGAAACGAAAAGCAAACGAAAACUUUAUAGAAUUUGCAAAGUUGCUUCCCUCAUCGUGUUUUGAGGAAGAAAGCAUGGUCUUGAAACCACAGCUACGAUACGCACUUUAUUCCAUGAAUAUACACAUGUAUGAUGAUGAGUACGACAAGGUCUGGGACAGAGUGGAUCGCAGUGGAAUGGGAGCAGUUGCUACGCAUCUCUUCUUCAAGUCUCUUGGACUCCAUACUCGACACCAUUCAACCGAAAAGAAAACCACAGACUAUCACGUGCCCGUARUGAUCGAGGAAGARCCCGAAGAACCACAGGAACCCCAAGCCAUACAACAACACGAAGAACAACACGAAAAACAACUAUCAAAGACUGAUGAAGUUAAAGAGGAUGACCACAAAACAAGAACGGCUGAGUCAGGCUUGUCAGAGACAAACGUAGUGAAUGGAGAUCUAUUGAAGGUUUUAGAAGUCAAGUUCAGGCAUGGCUACAACAGCAUCCUUGACUUSUUUGCCAAAUACGACACGCAGAGCACUGGAAUGGUCAGCAGAGGAGAAUUUCGUCGCGUUUUGUCAAUGUGUCGUUUAAAUCUUGGGCCUGUAGAAGUAGAACUCUUUCUGUCCAGGUUUGGCGUUCGUGAGCAGAAGAUGGUUCCUUAUCGUAAGAUAUUGGAUGCUUUUGAGGACCGAACUGAAAAAGGGCUCCUACAGAAAAUACUCGAAGAUUCAAAACACAGAUUCAACAGAAGUAGAGAAUCCGACAUUGGUAACACGACAGCUGUUGAUGCUGAAGCAAAACUACUUGACAUUCUUCAUGCAGACUUCCUGGCGUUACUCGCAGCAUUCAAGCAACUUGACCGUGAAAACCUAGGACUAAUCAAGAAAUACCAGUUCCAGGAGAUGCUUGAUGCGCGKUUUGGCGUCAAGUUGACGAAAGAUCAGAUAAGCGAAAUGCUUAAGAAAAUAGGGGCAGAAACUGCUGAUGGACUGGUAUUGUACGGGCGAUUCUUAGAGGAGUUCAGCGCUUUAAGGGACCAUAACAUGCAUGCAGACGUCCAAGAUCGCCCACCAACAACUAAUUCCAUGCGACCAUCAACCUGCCCUACCCGACCCCUGUCAGUACAGAGUGUGAGGUCCCACGUAGGGGUGGACAGGAGUACUUCUUUUGCUGAUAUAAAGAAAUCUACACCARCAUCACGUGAUGUUGACCAGUUGAUGGCCGAGAUGGGACAUCUGCUSACAGACAAAUUCCAAGUGAUCAACAAGACUUUCAUUGGAAUUGACAAGGUUUCCAGGAACUGUGGGAAUUUGACGAGGGAAACGUUCCGAAAACUAUUCCAAAGACACAGUUUGAGGUUGAGUCCUAGCGAAGUGGAUAAUCUGUGGAAGAAAYUACCAAUAGAACGAGAUGGUACAAUGAACUUUAUCGAGCUGGUUAAGACAUGUUUCACUGCUGCAGGGAAAACACCGCCAGGAGAUCACGAUGAUUACCAAACUAAAGGUUUGUCACGAGCCCUCCAAAACUUCGCUCGCGCUCACGUCAGAAAAACUCUCGAGAAUUUCCAAGAGGAGGAAGAAGAAAAUCAAUACAAUGAUAUACCCUAUGAGGCAUGUGUGACGUCAUCACUAGACAAGACUGAAGAGCCACAUGMCAAUGACGUCAGACCCAAGGAAGGAGAAAGACCCAAGUUUGACGUCAUAAUGGCACGCAUUAAAAAUGAGGUGCGGGAGAAUUUCAACCAAGUCAAAGAUGGUUUCCAUGCUGCAAGAAACCAGGACCAAAACACCAUCAAUACAGAUCUAUUUACGGAAAUUCUUUUAAAGCAUUGCAACAGCUUAAGCGGGCUUGAGUGUGAUGUACUGGUCCAGAGGUUCGACAGAGACAAAACAGGACGUGUCAGAUACAAGGACUUUCUCAAUGUAUUCCUACCCACAAUGCCAGAGGGUACGGAUCCUAUCGCGUCUCCUUGGCAACCAAAUCAUGGGAGAGCCAAGACCUAUCCAGAAAGACGGCGAGUGUCUUCCAAUGAAGCACUUCAUUCCAUCAUGAAUCAAAUAAGAAACAAGAUGAUUUUAGAUUGGAAAGCGUUGCGUCGAGCCAUGAAAAAGUCAGAUARGAAUGGUGAUGGAAUGAUUACUGUAUCAGACUUCAAAACAGUCAUGAAAGCUUUCGGUUUUUCCCUGGAUGAAGAAGACUUCUAUCAUAUUUUUUCGGCAUUUGAUGUAAAUAUGGAUGGUAGGAUUUCAUAUGUGGCUUUCAUGAAGGAAGCACUCAUGUAAUCAUAGCUGGAUGUAGG
Molecule: messenger RNA, 3446 nt
Organism: Actinia tenebrosa (Australian red waratah sea anemone)
Lineage: Eukaryota; Metazoa; Cnidaria; Anthozoa; Actiniaria; Actiniidae
Product: EF-hand calcium-binding domain-containing protein 6
Molecular function (GO): calcium ion binding
Source: RefSeq, a predicted model, not a curated record